CCACGAGGCUUAAGUUUCCCCCGUUUAAAACCCCAUUGUAGCGCUUCGCUGUGCUUUCUACACCACUCCUCCAAGCCUCCUUACGCCGCACGCCACCGCAACAAUUAUUUUGGUGAUAUGAGACUUGUCCGGAGUAUGUUCUGGUCUCCCAACGUCCGCCUUUAUCGUCAAUUUCGACGGCAUAUUGCAAAUCCCCGUCAAGUGUACGUUGAGAAAUCCAGUAUCAGACACAAAUCUAUUAUAAAGUCACGUGGAAGGUCAUUUUCUGUUUCCGUUCCUUCUGAAACGCCCAAAGUCCAAAAAUCUCAGAAAAAGGUCUCGAAGGAUGAACGCAAAGCCAUGGUGGAAACUUUUGUUAACAAGUAUAAAGCCAUGAAUGCAGGGAAGUUCCCAACUGCCUCCAAGGCUAGGAAAGAGACUGGUGGCUCUUACUAUGUUAUCAGGCAGAUCCUUCAGGAGCUGGAAUACAACUCUAAAAUGUCAUCCAUGUGCACAAAGGAUUCAAGUUCAGUGGAAAACUAUAGUAUGAAGAAGAAUGCAAUGUCCACUGAAGAGUUGUCAGGCUGUUCUGUUACUUCUCAAGAUGCUCAAAAGACAAAUGAAAUUCUAGUGGGAGAAGAAUUCAUCAAUCGCAGCGAGUCUUCAACUGAUGCUGCAGAAGUUUCAGGCAAUUUAUCUACAUUCGAUGCAGAUAUUAGUGAAGAUGGUCAAAUCCGUAACGAUAUUUCGAUGGAGAACCAAAAUUCUAACUACAUUGCUACUAAACCUCAUCGAGGAGUAGGAGAAGCUGAAGAAAGUUUGCAUUCACAUUCUGAUAAACCUGAGGAUAAUGUGAAAGAGGAUACAGGGUCUGAAGAUAGGCUAAAAUUUGAUGGUUUGAAGCCCGAAGCUAAGCAACGGAAGUCAUCAAGGGAGUUGUACAAAGAGCCAAGUGAAGAUGCUGAAUCUCAAGGGAAAUCAUCAGUUUGGGAAAACUUGAAGUCUCUUGCAAAUGGAUUUCUGGGUAUAUGGAAGAAACAUUUAUAAUUUUUUUCUGGAGUAUCAUUGGAAAUUUAAAGUUGUGUUCUAUCACUGAAAAUUUAUCAAAACUGCCAACUGGCUUUUCAUGCUCAACACUUGCCCCCAGUAAUUAUAACAUUCCCAUGUCCGUCGUGAGGCUACCAACACUGAAGAAAGAAGAAGAAACUGGGCAAGUUCACUAUCUAAAUUGUCCACUCCAGGACGAUUGGGUGUAAAGCGACUGUAGGCCUUAAAUUCUAUGUAAAUGACGAUUGAUCAGGCCACUGUUGGAGGAUUUUGAGAAAAUAUGUGACUUAGGUUUAUGCGGAGAAUGGUAGAUGUACCCUUUUUUUUCUCUGAUAACUCGGCGUCCAAGUUUCGCUUGACUAAUCCGAAUGGUAGAUGUAUUUGUUAGCACUGGAGAUUGUACAGGAAACAUCCCCAACAUCUUAUUUCCUGAUUGAAUUACACUGGUUUGUUACCAUUUA
Molecule: messenger RNA, 1487 nt
Organism: Olea europaea var. sylvestris
Lineage: Eukaryota; Viridiplantae; Streptophyta; Magnoliopsida; Lamiales; Oleaceae
Exons: 5
Coding region: 118-1026 (302 amino acids)
Source: RefSeq, a predicted model, not a curated record